Molecule: messenger RNA, 2929 nt
Organism: Girardinichthys multiradiatus
Lineage: Eukaryota; Metazoa; Chordata; Actinopteri; Cyprinodontiformes; Goodeidae
Product: caveolin-2-like
Exons: 3
Coding region: 58-540 (160 amino acids)
Biological process (GO): caveola assembly
Cellular component (GO): caveola
Molecular function (GO): molecular adaptor activity
Source: RefSeq, a predicted model, not a curated record
CUGGCGGAUACACAUCCUCAUUCUCCAUGAUUCCAAGCAGGGGCACAGCCCAGCAGAAUGGAAACGGACGAGCAGAGAAUGAAAUUUGGGGAACUGAUGGAAGUAAAGGUGGAUGAAGGUCUGUAUUUCACCAGGAGUGAUACAGGACCUCAGAUUGAGGACAGGGAUCCCAAAAGACUCAACAGCAGUCUAAAGGUCACAUUUGAGGACGUGAUUGCAGAGCCCCCUUCAGUGCGGAGCUUUGAUAAAGUCUGGUUUUGGAGUCAUGCCCUGUUCGAGGUGUCCAGACUGUGGUGCUACCACUUCAUCUCCCUUGUGCUGGCAGUGCCGGUGUCGCUGGCAGCAGGGCUGCUCUUUGCUGUUCUCAGCUGCCUCCACAUCUGGCUGAUCAUGCCCUGCGUGCAGCUUCUUCUCAUCAAUAUGCAGUGGAUCCAGGCUGUGUGGGCCAACAUUCUGAACAUUUUUAUUAGUCCUUUCUUCAGCAGUUUUGGGAAGUGUUAUGGUCAAAUUAUUAUCCACCUGGAGAGUGCUGAAAACUGAUAAAAACUAAUUAUUUAGUAAUUCUAAGAAAGGAGGAGCAGUACUGGAUUGCUAACUAUUUGCUGACAGGGAACAUGUAUCAUUUGUGAUUAUUUUGUGCUUUUAUGCAGGUGUCAUGUUUUUUUGGCAUGCUGACACAUUCAUCAGGUUUUCCAUUUUGUAAUGACAUUGAUGUAUGGACCUUCUAACCACUUCAGCAGAAGCUCACAAGAGCAGGGAAUAUGUGUAUGCUAACAACACAAAUACAAAAUGAGAUGCCACAGGAAGCACAUUUUAAUGAAAAUUAAUAAUUCGCUAAAUUGCUUGCACAUAAACUGUUAUAUGAGUGUGAAGAGAGGCAUGAGAACGGCUGGAGAGACAAAGAUGUUUCUGAUAUUUUGUUUUCAACAUUUAACAAAAUUGUAAAUUAGAUGAAUAAAAGUAUUUCUGACAUAAAGCAAAUGUCUUCAGUUGUUUCUGUAUGUUAGUGUUCCAACCAUGGAAUGUGUCUGGCAGAAUUCAGGAUUUGAAAAUUGAAUUAAACAAUACUCAAAGUUGGACAAGACGGAUCUGAAAAUGUACCACCUUACACCUGUCUCAGUCUAAGAAAGCAGUUGUCCAAUUUCAGCUCAAGAAAUCCUUUGUUGGUGGCUCAGGAAGUAGAGGUUUGUCCUGCAAACGAUGGGUUGCCAGUUCAACCCCAUGCUCUGUCCGUUUCAGUCAUUGUGUCCUUGGGCAAGAAGGCCUGGUGGCGCAGAUUGUAUGGCAACCCCACUUCUGUCAGCAAUGCAGCUUACCACUGUGAAUGAGUAUCUGGAUUGGUUGAUAAUGCUUUAGGGCAAUUUACCAUUUACUUUAUCAGACAUUUAGACAAGCAAAUGUUAAAUCCACUUUGAAACUGUUUCACCACUGCUCGAAGACUACACACACAAUCUACUGUAAUGAUUAUACUAUUGUUGCCUAAGCACACUUUAACAUAUGGACAACAAACCCACAUACUUUUUGACACGUUCAUUUCUGGGUCACAUUUCAAAUUUUAGAAGGAUGUCAUUUACUGUAGCACUCCAAACAAACAGAGCUAUAAACAUGUCCCCUGGGGGCAUAUUUAUAAAAACGUAUGGGCAGAAAACCAUUUAAGAGUAUUUUCUCACAAAUUACAGCCAGCGUAAACACAAAAUAUAGUUAUCAAAUAUUUCAACUUUUAAAAGAAAAAGGAGAUAAAAUAAACCUGGCCUUAUGUUUAGAGUAUAGGGUCAUGGAUAGGUUCGCCACUGUUCCAGUGUCCACAGUAGAUAAUGGCUCUCACUGUGGUUUGCUGAAGUCCUAAAUGGCUUCAUAACCCCUCUCAGACUGAUAGAUGGUAAGGACAUUGUUUGUUCUGUUUUGGGGUUUCUUUUUAUUUGGGCAACGUGUUUUGCAUUUUGCGAUGUUUUAGGCUACUUCAAGUUGUCAGAUAGGUUCUAUUUAAGUGAUUUUCUUAUUUUACAGUUCUGGCAGGAAUCUGGGUAGGGCAUUGCUAAUAUAGUUGGACUCAGCUCUCCAGAAAAUGUAAUUCUUCAUUCAUUACUUAAUUAAUCAGGAGCAAUUACUUUUUCCAUAUAUGUCCAGAAGGUUUGGAUAGUUUUUUUCUCUUGAUAAAUGAAACCAUCAUCUGAAAAAUGCUUUUUGUAUUUACUCAAGUUAUCUUUGUUUGAAACUAAAAUCAAUUUGAGAAUCUGAACCAUUAAAGUAUGACAAAAAACCAAAAAACUGAAGAAAUCUGUAAGAGGGCAAAUAUGAUUUCACAGCACUGUAAUUAGGGAGGUGUAAUUUCAAUAAUUGGAUCUAAGUCCCAAUCAAGGCAUUUUUAAAUUAUUGUUAUCAGAGCCCCUGACUAAAUUUAACCCCUGAUACCUGUUGUUGGUCUAAUGUCUGUGAUUUUAUGGCAACCAAGCCUUCAGUUUAGCUUUUUGUGCUUACAUUUUUAAAAAGUACUAUUAUUGUAUGGUUGAUGGUUGGUACUUGUAUAGCGCUUUUAUUAAGUCUCCUCCUAGGUGCUUUACGCUACAAUCAGUCAUCCACACAUUCACACAAUGAUAGUGGUAGGCUACAUUGUAGCCACAGCUGCCCUGGGGCAGACUGACAGAAGUGGGGUUGCCAUACAGUCAGCUCCACCAGGCCCUCGGACCACCAUCAGCAUGGAAGGCAGGUGAAAUGUUUUGCCCAAGGACACAAUGACUGAGAUGGACGGAGCCAGGGUUCGAACUGGAAACCUACCAGUUACAGGAUGAACCCCUACCACCAGAGCCACCAUCGUAAUAUUUUUAUGUACGCUACCUGUCAAACGUUUUGGAAUGCCUUUCUCACUCAAUGGGUCUCUUCAAUUUCAUGACUAUUUAAAUUGUAGAUUCUCACCAGAGACAACAAAUCU